UUAUUAAAGAUGGCGGGGCCCCGGCCCCGCCUUCCUCGCGAGCCGCGCAGCCUGCGCGGUUUGCGGGACUGCCGCGGAGGCCUGGGACACGGGUUUCUGUGAUUGGCAGAGGGCGGUGGCUGGGCCGUCACGUGGUUCGGGGCUCGUUUGUUUGCGGAAGGAGGAGGAAGUAGAAGUGCUGAGUAAGCCUAGAUUUCACUGUACCUGCUGCCCACCAUGUGCCCUCCUUCACUAUGGCCUUGUGACCCGAGUAUCCCAAAUCCCUAAUCCUGUGUCUACCUACUGCUCCCACGGAUGACUUGGAAGCUGACUGCGGGGGCCAGCGGUGGGGCCUCCCCACCUACGCCACAGAAGAUGCAGUUCUUCGGCCGCCUGGCCAGUACCCUCAGUAACGUCACCAGCUUGUUCUCUAAUCCAUUCCGGGUGAAGGAGGUGGCUAUGGCAGACUACAACUCGAGUGGCCAGGUUCGGCAGGAAGGGCAGCUGAUCCUGUUCCAGAACAGCCCCAGUCGCACCUGGGACUGCGUCCUGGUCAACCCCAGGGACUUACAGAGUGGAUUCCGACUCUUCCAGCUAGAGGUGGAGGCCAGAGCCCUCGUGAGCUUCCAGCAGUAUUCUUCCCAGUUGCCACCCUUCUACGAGAGCUCCACCCACGUCUUGAACACCGAGGUCCUGCAGCAGCUGACCGACCUCAUCCGCAAGCACCCUAGCUGGUCAGUGGCCCACUUGGCCGUGGAGUUGGGGAUCCGAGAGUGCUUCCAUCACAGCCGCAUUAUCAGCUGCGCCAACAGCAGGGAGACUGAGGAGGGUUGUACGCCCCUGCACCUGGCCUGCCGCAAGGGUGACUGGGAGAUCCUGCUGGAGUUGGUGCAGUACUGCCACGCCCAGAUGGAUGUCACUGACAACAACGGAGAAACCGCCUUUCAUUACGCUGUCCAGGGUGACAAUUCCCAGGUGCUGCAGCUCCUAGGGAAGAAUGCGUCGUCUGGCCUGAACCAGGUGAACAACCGAGGGCAGACCCCACUGCACCUGGCCUGCCAGAUGGGGAAGCAGGAGAUGGUCCGCGUUCUGCUGCUGUGCAGUGCUCGGUGCAACGUCAUGGGGCUCACUGGCUACCCCAUCCACACGGCCAUGAAGUUCUCCCAAAAGGCGUGUGCUGAAAUGAUCAUCAGCAUGGACAGAAACCAGGUCCACAGCAAAGACCCCCGCUACGGAGCCAGCCCCCUCCACUGGGCCAAGAACGCAGAGAUGGCCCGCAUGCUGCUGAAACAGGGCUGCGACGUGAACAGCACCAGCUCCAUGGGAAACACAGCCCUGCAUGUGGCCGUGAUGCGCAACCGCUUUGACUGCGUUGUGGCGUUGCUGACCUAUGGGGCCAAUGCUGAUGCCCGGGGAGAGCAUGGCAACACCCCGCUGCACCUGGCCAUGUCGAAAGACAAUGUGGAGAUGAUCAAGGCCCUCAUUGUGUUUGGGGCAGAGGUGGACACCCCAAAUGACUUUGGAGAGACUCCUGCAUUCAUAGCCUCCAAGAUCAGCAAACUUGUCACCAGGAAGGCGCUCUUAACACUGCUGAGAGCCGUGGGGGCCAACCACCAAGGGGCCCCCUCGGAUCAGGGCCCCGCAGCAGCACGGCAUUCCUACUUGUCCCCGGGAAGAUCUCAGCCCCCACCGAUCUGCUUAAACAACCUAGAGCUGCAGGACCUCGUGCAUAUCUCCCAGGCUCGGAAGCCGGCAUUCACCCUGAGCUCCUUGAGGGACGAGAAGCGGACCCACGACCACCUGCUCUGCCUGGACGGAGGGGGAGUGAAAGGCCUCGUCAUCAUCCAGCUCCUCAUCGCCAUCGAGAAGGCCUCGGGUGUCGCCACCAAGGACCUCUUUGACUGGGUGGCAGGCACCAGCACCGGGGGCAUCCUGGCCCUGGCCAUUCUGCACAGCAAGUCCAUGGCCUACAUGCGUGGCGUGUACUUCCGCAUGAAGGAUGAGGUGUUCCAGGGCUCGCGGCCCUACGAGUCGGGGCCCCUGGAGGAGUUCCUGAAGCGGGAGUUUGGGGAGCACACCAAGAUGACAGACGUCAAGAAACCCAAGGUGAUGCUGACAGGGACACUGUCUGACCGGCAGCCUGCGGAACUCCACCUCUUCCGGAACUAUGAGGCUCCGGAGUCUGUACAGGAGCCUCGUUUCAGCCAGAACAUUAACCUAAAGCCUCCAACGCAGCCCUCAGAGCAGCUGGUGUGGCGGGCAGCCCGGAGCAGUGGGGCCGCCCCCACCUACUUCCGGCCUAAUGGGCGCUUCCUGGAUGGCGGGCUGCUGGCCAACAACCCCACACUGGAUGCCAUGACCGAGAUCCAUGAAUACAACCAGGACAUGAUUCGCAAGGGUCAGGGCAACAAGGUGAAGAAACUCUCCAUUGUCGUCUCUCUGGGGACGGGGAAGUCCCCGCAGGUGCCCGUGACCUGUGUGGAUGUCUUCCGCCCCAGUAACCCCUGGGAACUGGCCAAGACAGUGUUUGGGGCCAAGGAACUGGGCAAGAUGGUGGUGGACUGUGCAGGGGCUGUGGGUGUGGCGUGUGCUGGAUUCUCACAGAGGCUGCUGCUCACCAGUGCACAGACCCGGAUGGGCGCGCAGUGGACCGGGCCCGGGCCUGGUGUGAGAUGGUCGGCAUCCAGUACUUCAGACUGAACCCCCAGCUGGGGGUGGACAUCAUGCUGGAUGAGGUCAGCGACACGGUGCUGGUCGGCGCCCUCUGGGAGACUGAGGUCUACAUCUAUGAGCACCGGGAGCAGUUCCAGAAGCUCAUCCAGCUGUUGCUCUCGCCAUGAGGCCACCAGGCCCCAGCUGCCCCAGUCACUCCACCCACCCAGUCCCAGCUGGGGAGGCCAGGCGCGGCCCAGCCACUACUCCGAUGGGCAGAGCAUGGCCUAGGCACCCGUGCAGACUGGGCCUCAGGGCAGGAGGCUGGUCCUGGAGGCCUCUCUCCCCUCUUCCCUUGCCUUGUGUCACUCUGUCAUUCUGGGGUUAGAAAGCCUAGAGCCUCACUUGGGCCCUUUCCCAGCUGCUAAGGAUAACUGACUCUCAGGCCCUCGCCCGGUCAGCUCAAACACUAGAUUGCCUGGUGUGUCCCAGAGGAUCAGCAAUUCCAGGUACCCUGGGGGGGGGCAGUGACCCCUUCUGCCCUCUGUCCUCAUCUUUAGGGCUGGAGCUAGAGAAACCAGCUGUCACCCACCCCACAGUAAGGGAAACCCAGGCUCCAGGAAUGGGGUGCCCCAUUUGACUUUGCCCCUCAACACACACCCAGCCACCUGCACCCCUCAGAGCCACCCCACCCGGUGCAAUCUCCUCAUCUCUCAAAGGUCACUGCUGGGACCUCACAUUAUUCUUCCAGACAGGAAGUUGGCUGUGCAUGGGAGGGCCCCCAGGGGCUGCUGCAAACUGUGAAAUAAACGGAUUCCAGUU
This is a messenger RNA of Manis javanica (Malayan pangolin), 3453 nucleotides long. RefSeq names its product phospholipase A2 group VI (gene PLA2G6). Gene Ontology annotation, molecular function: long-chain fatty acyl-CoA hydrolase activity; protein binding. Gene Ontology annotation, biological process: positive regulation of ceramide biosynthetic process; cardiolipin acyl-chain remodeling. Gene Ontology annotation, cellular component: mitochondrion. The record is from RefSeq and is a predicted model, not a curated record. Lineage: Eukaryota; Metazoa; Chordata; Mammalia; Pholidota; Manidae.